AUGAAUUAUUAUCUUUUGCUAAUACUAAUUUGGUAUUCCUUUUUAGGAAUAGUAAGGAAUUUAAAUAUAUAAACUUAUAUUCCUGGUUACAAAAUAGAUAUAAAUGGGUAAAUUUUAUUUUACUAUCCUUUAAAAUUAUCAUUAUUUGUUAACAUAACUCUCCUUUUGAAAACUUUGAUUAGGCUAUCUCUAGAACUCACAAAUCAAUACUUUGAUGUAACAAAAGGUAUUAUAUAAGAUUGUCCCUCAAAUUGUGGGUCAUGUAUUGACCAAAACACCUGCGUGACUUGUAAAUUUGGCUACUUUUAAUGGUCACCUGUUUCUAACAAUAAUCUUUAUUGUAUUCCAUGUCCUUUGUUCAAUAUCAUUGACCUAUAAGACUAAAUUUUAUGUGCUGACUGUGUGAUAAACCCUUUAACUUGGUAGAAUACAAAAAAGUGUACUUAUAGUUACAAAAGAAUUAUUGGUAUUACAAAUCAACAAGUAAAGAGAUAUUAGUAUUACUAAGGUAGUGACUCUAUAAAACUGCAUUAAGUAUUCUAAAUUGACCCUUUAAGUUAGAAUGCAUAGGUAAUAGAAUUUGUUGGUGGAGAUUCUUGGUGUGGUUAUUAAUUAAUAUAGCCAAAUCCUCCUACUAACUGCUAUAAUAUCAAUAGCUAAAAUUAGGUAGAUUAGUCUUAAACAGCAGUUUAAUGUAGAGUUGGAUACAUUUUUAAUUUCUAAAAUAAUAUCUGUGAAUCUUGCCCUAUAAAUUGCAGUGUUUGCAAUUCAGCUACUCAAUGCUUAACGUGCUCAGAUGGUUAUACUUUAGGAGCCAAUUUUUAAUGCGUUAGUUGUAUGAGUAAAAUAUAAAAUUGUUAGAGCUGCUUUUAUGAAAACUCCUCCUAAAAUAAUCUUGUAACUAAUCCCUUUUUGUCUUCAUAAUUUGAUAGCGAGCAAAGUCUACUAAACAGUGGAUAUAAAUUGAGAUGUAGUUAAUGUUCUCAAACGAAUACAUUUUACAUCCCCAGCUUAGAUAUGACUUCAUGUGAAGAUUGCUCUACUUUAAGCAGCUGUAUAAGUUGUAGAUAUGCUAAAGUAGAUUUCGGUUUAGUAGUUGAUCAUUCUAAUUCUCCAUAUGUUGUUGCAUAAGAUGAUUAAUAAAAUUACAAAAAAUAUUGUUUGGCCUGCUAAGAUCCCUUUUUUGUAAACUAUAAAGGAGAAUGCGAGUAAUGCGUUGAUCCUAAUUGUGAGCAAUGCUAUUAUGGUUCAUAAUAGGGAACAGAUAGCAGCUAUACAUUGCAAUAAAAUUUUGUUUAUAAAACAUCAUAAGAUAAUCUAGUCUUAAAAUGUGCUUUCUGUAAAUAUGGAACAAGUUAAGCAGCUCUUCUGCUAGAUGGAACUUGUUAAUAAAACCUUUCUUUUUUAGCUACAAAAGAUUCAAAUUGUGCAAAGUGGGUCUAGUUCAAAGUUUUACCUAUUAAUACCAUGCUGGAUGGUACUUACUUUUAAUGUGUAGAAUGUUAGUUUGGAGCAGGAUUUAAUGCUUCCUUACCACCUUAAGAUAGAAAAUGUGAUUAGUAUUCAGCUAUAAUGAAUGUACCAUAUUGCACUAGUUUCUACUAUAUCACAGUUGAUGGAAAACCUCAAGCAGUAACUUGCACCAGAUGUGAAAAAGGAUAUGUGGCUACAGCUACUAGAGGGUGUGUUUCUUGCUCAAAUGGAAUUAAAGGUGUUUACAGUAUGGGUGCUAUUUAAUAGGGAGCUUGUAAUGGAUGUAGUUUGAUGACUCCUUCUGGAUUUAACUAUACAUAUUACUUAAUAACUUAAACAGCUUAAAAUUAUGCCUAAGCUGUAGAAAUAGAAACCGAUUUUAACUUACCUAUUGUUCCAUUCUGUACUUACUGUCAUGAAUAAAAAGUCUAUGGAACAUGUCCUGUUUCUUGCUUCAAUGAUUGUUACACAGAAAAAGAUUCUAUGGGUAAUUUAUAAUAUAACGCUUGUGUACCAGAUUCUAUAAUGCAAUCUAAAUGUAUAGCUUGUGGUAAUUCAUCUCCAUAUUAAUUGCCAUGGCAUUUGGAUUAGAGUGUAUCGUCAGAUUAUUCAUAAUGCAUAGAGUGCCCGAGGUAUUGUCUUUUUUGUUAAUAGAGAACAUAAGACCAAAAGGAUGGAAUAAAUCCAUAUUAUAAGCCUGGUUCAUAUUCAUAAUUAUUAAAAUAUGCUAACCAAUGCAUAACUUGUAGAUCAAUAUCAGAUAUUUGUUCAGAUUUUUCUGAUAAUACAGCAUAGUAUUAAGGAUACUAGCUAGAUUGCACAUAAUAAGGUAACUAUGUAAUGUACUAUGACCCAAUUAUCAAUUAAUGUACUCCAUGUCCAAUAGACAAACCAAAUUGUACUAGAAAAUUGAAAAUUUAGUAGCUUGUAGAAUGUAGACCUAAUAUAUCUGUAAAUGAUUAAAAUUUAGGCACAAACUAAAACUCCUAUUACCAAAUGAAGCUAGGUGGUAUGGGCCAAUUGAGCCAUAUAUUCGAUGGAAUAGGCACUAUCUUUUUAGAUUCAUGGAAUCCAACUACUACACUGAAUAUUAACUUUUCUGAUUUUAAUAGCUUGGAUGAUAACUUAUAAACUUACUAUGCACUAAAUGAAGAAAAUAUAGCAGAAAUAGAGUUUGAAAUUCUACUUAUACCAAAUGUUUAAAAAUACACGACGAAUGAUGGAUAUUCUAAAGACAAUGCAAAUGUUUGUUUCUUUCCAAAUGAUGUAAACUUCUCUCUAAAGCUGGCAUAAUAUAUUGCAAAUAUAAAUAAGCUAUCUCUUACUUUUAAGACAGUGAAUCCUACAAAUGGAUAAAUAGGAUAAGAUCCUUUAGAUUUAUUUAUAUCAUCAUUUAGUUUUUAAGGGUGGAAUUAUUUUAAUUUUGAAAACAUAAACUUUCUACCAAUGUAUUCAAUUAAAACAAGUGUAUAAGUUAAAAAUAUGCUUUUCGACUUUUCAAAUAAUCAUUUCCUAAGCCAGUUAGUAUUCAAAAAUGUUAUAUUUAUGAGUGGAUUUGAUAAUACUAAGUAAUAGACACUUUUAAAAUAAGCCAAAACAAUUUUUUGCCCCGUUAUAGAUCUUUAUAAUGUUGAGCAAAUAACUAUGAAUAAUGUUCAAGUCUAUAAUUUUUAUUACUAAAAAUUCACAAGCUUUUUUAGAUUUAAUUAAGAUUCAGGUAAUAAAGUUAGCAUACUUUUGAUGAACAUAAAUAACUUUAUUAUUAAUAAUUGCUAAUUUUAAAGCAUUAAUUUAUUUUAAUUACUUUAUAAAACUACUACUAUUAGUAUGAAUUCUGUGACAAUAAGCAACAGCUUAUUUACUAACUCAAUCAUUUUUAAUUAAUUACCUGGCCACAAUUUAGCUCAAUCAUAACACUCUUUAUCAAUGAAUAACCUUGUAUUUUAGAAUAACUAAUUUGUUUAAAGUUCUAUUUUAAAUGCAUACAAUUUACUUGCCUUCAAAGUUACUGGUCUAUCUCUCAAUUUCAACUAUUAAUUGUAAUACAAUACAUAUUAGCCUCUCAUAACAACAAACACUGCAGUAAUUUCAACAAUGCAAUUGACUUCAAAUUUACCAAAUUAGGGUGUACUUACAGUGCAAAAUGCUACAUUAUUUGCAUUUCCUGUUUCGAGUUCAGCAGCAGCUCCUCCUAGUAUUACUUUAGAUCAGUUGACUGUUACCUCAAUUCAGUUCACAGGAAGCAAUGGCUACAUUAUGAAUUUAGUUAGUUAUUAAAAUAUUUAUUCAGUGAGAGGAACAGUGUCAGUUUCUAAUUUAAAAAUUCAAAAUUGCAAGGGAGACAGUUAUUUAUUAAACUUGUUCUAUUUUAGUUCAGUCAGAUUAGUUACAUUUAAUACUAUAAACAUGAUAGAUUCAGUAGGCUUGAGCUUCAUUUACUCUGAGUAUUCUGAUCAAAUAUCUAUUACUUCAGGAAGUAUUAGCAAUAGUCAACUCCCUGAAAUUUGUAAAAAUGGGCCACUACCAAGCAUACCUACUCUUCCAACUGAUCAAUUCCAUGGUACUAUGCUUUCAGUAAAAAAUUUGAGAACAAGAUCUUACAUGUUUGACAUCACUUUCCAAAACCUAUGCAUCAUUGACAGAGUACUAUUUUACUUUGCUCAUGAUUAAAGAGAUCCUCGCUAUAUGCCUGAAACUCUCAACGAUCCGAUAAAUUAGAUUAUACUUUAGAACGCAAAUACGUAUACUCAAUUUGAUUAAAAGAUUAGCACUGCUGUAGUAUUUAAUUCAUGCUAAUUUAAAACAAUCAACGCAUAUGUUUUUAAUUCAAAUAUUAUAUCUACGUUAUUUUACUUUAGCACUAAUUUACAAUAUGUUAAUUUACUAGUCAGUGUUACUGCUUCCAAAAUAAAUAUUUUUUAAGUGAAUUAAGAUACUUUAUUUAAGUCUUCUUCAUCCUUUAUGAUUUAAGAUUCUAACCCGUCAUUCAUGGUUUUAGUUGGGUUAUCUCUAUCAAAUAUAAACUCUGCUUUCUAAAUUUAAAAUGGUAUAUUAUUUAAUGGUAAUAUUUUUGCAUGCAUUAGCUGUGUAUUUGAUAGUAGUAACUAUGGUUAAGAGCAGAACUCCUUUGGGUAUUAGGGUGGCUUUUUAAAUUUACAGGCAAAAGCUGUUGUAAUAAAUUACUCAAAGUUUUCUAAAUCAGUGUCUGAUUAAGGAGGAGCUAUAUACAUCAAAACAUAUUCCACUUCAGCUUCUAUUUAAUUACUUAAAGUUGAUUUUAUAGAUAUUAAAUCUUCUUUUAGUCCAUUAGGAUCUGGAGUUGGAGGAGCUAUAUCCAUAGAUGGAACUUCAUCAUUAACUUUGACUAUGACUCUAUGUACAUUUGACUAGAUAUUCGCAUAUAAAAAAGGAGCUGUAUUAGAUUUAACAUGUGGCUAAGGAGUCUGUAAAAAUACCUUUGAUUAAAAUACAAUUUCCAAUGUUUUCGCGCCGACAGGAAGUAUUUUUAAUGUAAAAUUAAAUAAGCAAUCUUAAAGUAUCAGCUUUACUAAGAAUACAUAUUCAUCUACUCUUACUAUUGAUAACAUGAUUAAUAAAUAUGCCUAUUUCUAAUUUGUUGAUUCAGAACUUUAGCAGGCUAUAUCUUAGUUUUAUAUAAUGUAUAUCUAAGGAGGAAGCAUAACGUUUGAAGAUAACGUUUUUGAUGGUGUCAACUAUUUGUAAGGUCUUAUUUAUGCAACAGGAGGGAUAAUAUAAUUCAAUAGAAAUACAUUUACAAAUUCCAAUUUUAGAUUUACUCCUUUCGUUUAUUUUUACAAACAAGGAAUCACAUAAUUUACUACUACUGUAAUAUAAAAUAUAAAAGAAUGUGUUGAUUGCUAACCUCAAAACAAUUAAUUAUAUUUUUUAACUAAUUACACAUUAACUAACUUCAAUAACUUUUUCCUCAUAGAGAGCUCAACUUAGAGUGUACAGAUAAAUGAUAUUACAAUUUAAAAUGUAGUAUGCUCAAAAUGUACUUAAGGUAUUCUUGGUUUUUAAUCAAGCUAAAAACCUGUUUAAAUUUAAGGAGGAAAAAUUGAAAAUAAUGUAUCUAACUAGGGCUCCAUAUAUAUUGGAGGUAGCCCAAACUCCUCAUCUAGAAUUUUAUCUUCUUAAUAAAAUUUAGCAGGUACAUAAUUCACAAUUAAUAACAUAGCUUUUUAGUAAAAUACAGCAAAUUUAGGUGGAGCAAUAUAUGUAUCAUAUAAUAAUCUUUAGCUCAUAUCUUGCACUACUAUUUAGUAAAAUACUGCAGCAUAAGGAGGUGCAAUAUAUUUCUUAACUUCAGACUCUAAUCCAAAUACUCUUAUCUUAUAAUCUUCUACUAUUAGUAAAAAUUAAGCAAAAAUAGGUGGAGGCAUAAAAAUAAUAGGAACCUUCCCGUAAUUAUUAUAGAACUCUGUUGUUAAUUAAAAUACUGCUUCAGUUUCAGGUAAAGACUUGACAAGCUAUCCUACAGGAUUAAAGGUUUAUUAAAAUAAAGUUUCUAAACCUUAUGAUUCAAGCAAAGGGGCUGUUCUAUUGAAUUAAUGGUCACCUGGAGUUUCAGUGGAUUAAGAAUUAUUUAUCUAUUUAACUGGAGAAGAUGGUAAAAUUUAAAAAUUAGACUCUGGAUAAACGGCUACUUUAACAGUUUCAUUAAAUUAUCCUUCAAAUUCGCAAAUACCUCCUUUGGCUAAAAUAACAGGGGCUACUACCGUAAACUAUGAUUCAAUAAUAGGAGGAUUUUACUUGAAUUCAGUAUAAUUUUAAUAGCAACCUCUAUCUUAACUUCUUGCUAAAUUGGAAUCAUCAAUCAUAAAAAUUCCAUAAUUCGACAGCAGCGGAGCCUUGAUUUCAAUUGAUACAAGCUAUAAUCUUCCAUUAAUUAUAAACACUAGAUAUUGCAAAUUAGGUGAAGCUUUCAUAUAAACAAGUGGUUAAUGCUAUUUAUGUGGAAAUAACACUUAUAGUAUAAUUGAUAAUUCAACUUAAUGUUUAGAUUGUCCUAAACAAGGAGUUAGCAGUUGUCCAGGAGCAAAUGUAUUAAAUUUAUAAUCUGGCUAUUGGCGUCCAUCAUAUGAUUCAGAUAAAAUUGAAGACUGUGUAAAUUCUUUAUCUAAUUGUGUAGGAGGUAAAGGUACUGGAGAUUAGUUAUGUGCAGAAGGACAUAUUGGAGCUCUCUGUGAAGUUUGCGAUAUAAGUGCAAGGUUUUGGUUGGAGAGUUAUUCUAAUAGUAAUGAAUUUUCAUGUGGUAAGUGUAAAGAUACAUCAAAUAAUACCUUGAAAAUGGUUGGUUUGAGCAUUUACACCUUGAUAGCCAUAUUCUUCUCUGUCAAGAGCACAAAAGAACUUUUGGAUUCUUACAUAAUUACAUUUUACUUUUAAAAGAUUGGAUUUAUUUAAAAGAGUGCCAAAUAAAGUACAGAAAAUGUGGGUAUUGUUAUCAAGCUAUUCACUACAUAUCUUUAAUUAAUAUUAGUAAUUACUACUUUCAAUUUAUAGUUACCUCCAGGCUUGAGUGAUAUUACUAUGAAUAUUGGAGAUCCAGUUAAAUAAAUGAGUUUUAGUAUGGACUGUGCCUUAUAAAAGAUGUCAGGAGGCAUACCUAUGACAUAUUUUAGAUUGAUUUGGUCACAGUUAAUGCCACUUUUAUAUGUUAUUUUCUACUUAAUUGGGCAUUUCAUAUGGCAAAAAGUUAAAAAGAUACAAAAUAGAGCAGUAAUUGCAUGGAUUGCUUUUAUUUACAUUUAUAUUUCUAUGCAGCCUUCGGUUGUAAAAUAAAAUAUCUAGACUAUAUCCUGCAGACAGAUAUCAGGUAUCGAGUACAUAAAGGCUAAUGUGUCUGAGGAGUGCUACACUUCUGAGCACAUAAAAUACAUGUUGAUUCUCAUACUUCCUUCAUUAGCAAUAUGGGUUUUUUUGAUACCUAUUUUCUUUAUCAAAAAAAUGUAUGACGGAAGAGAUAAAUUGGAUAAAAUCGAGAUGCAAUACAAAUUUGGGUUCUUGUACACCGAGUAUAAAAAGACAUCUUACUUUUGGGAAAUAGUCAAAGUAUAUUAAAAGACUUUCAUAACCUUUUUCAUAAACAUCUACGAUAGCUACAAUAUCGUCAAAGGAGUACUAGUUAUUAUUGUUCUGAUUAUUUAUAUAAGACUUUGGAGAAAAUACUAGCCAUAUUUGGAGAGAAGAUUUAAUUUAAUAGAUUUGUAUUUAAAUCUGACAGUUAUUGCCUCUAUCAUUAUUGCUAUGUUUAUACAAUAGAACCCUUUUUCAUAUUUAGUUUGGUUUGGAUAUAUCAUUUUAGUUACUAUAAACUCAAUCCUAAUUAUAAUGCUCAUUAGAAUUUUAGUGUCUGGUUACACUUACAAAUUCGAAGCUAAGAUAGGAGAAAAAUUAGUUUAAUUCUCUAUUAAACAUCCGAAAAUAGCAAGAUAUUUUAAUCUCCCCUUAGUCCGCCAGGAAAGGGUAAAACAUCUAUGGAAUUUACUAAGAUUGCACUUUAAAGAAAAAUACUUGGAUAAAGAAGAAUUUGAUAACAAAAAAAUGACAGAAAGAGCAGGUUAGAAUAAAUUUAUAGAUUCUAAAAAUAAACUUAUUGAUUAUGAAAAAGAAGAAACCCAAUCAUAAAAAUUAGAACUAGUCAAAAAGCAAUCAAUUAUUUAGCAAGAUAGAAUUGCUUUAAAAAAAGAUGACAUUGAGUGUUAAUCUUUAAACAAUUAAAGUAACUAAAGUGCCGACGCAAAUUAGCAAUAAAGACCAACCCAAAUACUAAGUGAAAAAAAUAUUUAGAAUCUCCAAAGUAACAAUGUUGGGGUUGUAAUUUCAGGUCAAUAAGUUGAUGAUUAAGAUGAUUUUAAUAAUGUUUCUGAAUUUGAAAAUCCAAAAAGCAUUCAGAACACUUAAACUAUAUAAAUAUAAUAGAAUACAAAACACCCUUAAGAAAACUUAGAAAGCUCAUAAAAUAAUAUUUAAGUGAUUCAUUUAAAUUGA
This is a messenger RNA of Tetrahymena thermophila SB210, 8487 nucleotides long. RefSeq names its product transmembrane protein, putative. Lineage: Eukaryota; Ciliophora; Oligohymenophorea; Hymenostomatida; Tetrahymenidae. The record is from RefSeq and is a predicted model, not a curated record. The transcript is spliced from 18 exons.